CGGUGACGAAUCAGGUCAUUACACCCAGAGGGUGUCUCCUUCUAACUAAGCAAUUAGAGGCUCCAUAAAAGGGUCCCAGUGCCUGAAUGCCUCACAGCCUGCUGCCCCACCUUCCGGCUUGCUCUCGCUCCUGAACAAGCCUCCUCUGCAUUUGUGAAGAUGUCUCGGUUCCUGAGCGGCAUCUUCUGUGUCAUUGAGACAUUCCACAAGUAUGCCAGUGAGGAUGGUGACAAGGCAACGCUGACCCACAGGGAGCUGAGGCAGCUCCUUGAGGGGGAAAUCGGCAAUUUCCUUCAGCCACAUUUCUUUCACGCUGUGGAGAGAAAGUUGAACCUCCUGGAUAUUGACAGAGAUGGCACCAUCAGUUUUGAGGAGUUUCUUCUUGCCAUCUUCAGCUUACUGAAUCUCUUUUAUCUUGACAUAUCAUUACUAAAUUCAGAACCAAGAGUGAUGUCUAAAUCAGAGAAGAUGGGUGCUGAGGAUUUCCAGGCAAUCCCUAGAGGCAGCCAUCAGGUAGCGGGGGCUGGGCCAGCUCAAGAAAGGCUGGAAUUUCCAUCCAAAAUGGCGUCAUCAGUGCAGCCCAGGAAUGAAGAAGGUGAGGCGGAUGGACACACUAAGAUGAGCCUACGGGAAGACGUUAAGAUUCACAACCUGCCAAGAGAGGCAUCUGAGCCCAGUGACCCUGAAAACCAACAGCCAGAAGAGAAUUGUCAGGAAGCUGCACAAGAGGUGCCAGCAACAGAAGGUGACGACGAAGUCCCAUUUAAGAGAAACACACUAGUAGAAGGCUCCAAACAGAGCAGCAGUCUGACCCAGGAGAUCCCCAGAGAAAGAGGAAAACCAGCCAGGAGGCAAAGCGACACCAAGAUAAGUGACCACGUGGCGCAGAGGCCAUCAGAAGAUGAGGAACGCGCUGCUGCAACACAAGCUCCAUUCCCGCAAAAAGACAAAGCUGCGUCAGAGCCGCUAGAAGCUGCUGCUGGGAAACCAUCUGAGACACAGGAAGUGUUUGAGCCUGUGGAUGGUACUGGACUAUCCGAGGCUGGAGAAGUAGGAAAGGGUGCUGACAGAGUUCCACCCGAAGGCACAAGUAUAGCGGAGCGUGAGGCUGACAGCAGAACGCCAGAGACCCAGGCAUUACCCACACAAGAAACAACACAGGAAACGCGGGACCAGUCCCAGUCCGUUCAAAGCGAGAGCCGAAAUGCUUCAGAGACGUCUAGUGGAGGCGAAAGGGAGGAGGAGUGGGACGAACCUGAAAGAAAAACCAGACCCCCAGCACCAGAAACCCAAACGCAGGAUGAGAGGUGUAAGGAACUCCCAGGAUCCUGGAGUGAAAACGGUGCAGGUGCCGAAAAGGGCUCUGGUGCGCAGGAUCCAAGCUCUGAAGAUGAUGUAAAUCAGAAUCUCCCUACAAUUACGGAAGAAUCCAUCUCAGGGAAAGAGGCAAGACCCCAUGAGGAAGACACCACCGCACUUGUACUUGCGAUCAACAGAAAGAGCCCUGCCGCUGAAGAGACACUGGGAACAAAAGAAAGGUCCCAAGAGCUGGCACCACCUGAGAAGCAGUCUCAAGACAAAAACCACAGGGCCUCUAGGACUCCUGACAAGGCAGUCAGGGUGGAGGACCACCCUUUACCAGUCGCACAGAGUGGUGAGGACACUUGUGAGACUCCCAACAGCCUAGCUCCAGAGGUAGGCAAGAGCAGCGCAGGGACAGGUGAACCACAAGUGACAGGGGAGUCCCAGAGUCAGGUAGACCCCCACGGAAGUCACAACAACCACCCAGAUCCUCAGAAUCCCAUAGCACCCGGGGAGAGCCGCAGAGUGCCCGAGGAGGUAGUGCUGUCCAUCCAGGAAGACAGACAUGCCCCAGAGGAACAGGAGCAGUCUGCCGCAGAGGAGCAGGAGGAAGGCCUGAGCUCAGGGACCAAAAGAGGCCCAGCGGUGGCAGCCGUGGAGCCCUGUGAAGGAGGGGAGGGUGUACGAAAGACCACAGCAGGAAGUAAAAACAGGACAUCUGGAAAGGCAGAGAGCUCAGCAGCCCAGUGAGGCUAUUCGGUGUUUACCUAUGUGGCUUGCUGGGGACUUUGAAUUAAAAGUCGAUAAUUAAAUUACCCGAUGAUCAGUGUCUUUUGUUGGCUCC
Molecule: messenger RNA, 2146 nt
Organism: Acomys russatus (golden spiny mouse)
Lineage: Eukaryota; Metazoa; Chordata; Mammalia; Rodentia; Muridae
Gene: Tchhl1
Product: trichohyalin like 1
Exons: 3
Coding region: 160-2052 (630 amino acids)
Molecular function (GO): transition metal ion binding; calcium ion binding
Source: RefSeq, a predicted model, not a curated record